Striga asiatica is the source of this 708-nucleotide messenger RNA. Lineage: Eukaryota; Viridiplantae; Streptophyta; Magnoliopsida; Lamiales; Orobanchaceae. The record is from the annotation of a GenBank genome assembly.
AAAGAAAAAAGGAAAAAAAAGCGCAAAAAGAUGAGUAGAGCGAUAUGCAAAUCCAUACUAUUGCCUUCUCUCACUUCCACUCACCUCCGGGCCGCGCCGCUCCGAUCCGCCGCGUCGAGGUCGUCUCGAAUGGCCGCCGAAGAUUCUUCUUCAUCAUCGUCCUCCUCUUCUUCUCCUUCACCUUCCUCAGCUAUCGAUUUCCUCACUCUGUGUCAUCGUCUGAAGUGUUGUGAAGGAUAUCUUUCAUUGGAUACUGGUGUUGGAUUUUUAGCUGCUGCAACUAAGAGAGCCGGAUGGGUGCGAAGAGGGGUUAAAGAACCGGAGUCAAUAGCUGAUCACAUGUAUCGGAUGGGAUUAAUGGCUCUUAUAGCUUCCGACAUUCCUGGUGUAAACCGUGAAAAGUGUAUGAAGAUUGCCAUUGUGCAUGACAUUGCUGAAGCUAUUGUUGGAGACAUCACUCCUUCUGAUGGGAUCCCAAAAGAAGAAAAGAGCAGACGUGAACAAGAAGCAUUAAAAAACAUGUGUGAAUUGCUUGGUGGAGGGGAACGAGCUGAGGAGAUCCGUGAUUUGUGGAUGGAGUAUGAAGAUAAUUCUUCAAUGGAAGCUAAACUUGUAAAAGACUUUGACAAGGUGGAGAUGAUACUUCAAGCCUUAGAAUAUGAAAAUGAUUUAGAUAGGAAAUUUGCGAUUCCUGUAAUCAACAGUUAA